AAAGUCAUUCUGCCAUCUGUGAUCUACAUACAGAAAAUUUUACGUCAGAGGCCUUUCCUCAUAAAGAACCUCAAAAAUGUUACGCAAAGAUUCUUGCAGUCAUUGGAUCUUUAUGAGGAAAAUGAAAGGAAGGAGCUAGCAAUUUUCACAGCUCUUGCUUUCUCCCAGAAACUUUCAGGGCUGCCGCCAGAGAGUCAGAGACUGUGUUCCAGCCUUUGCUCAAGGAUAAUCUUGUUGCCAAGGGGCUAGUCCUUUCAUUCAUAACAGACUUCUUCACAGAGUACCUGGUGGAUAAUAGCCUGGCGGAUUUAAUUGCAAUUUUGAAGUGAGGUAAAACAGAAGACAAUCUCCCAGACUUCUUUCCAUUUGCAAAGAGAUCUGCUGAGGGUUUUUCCGAGCAUUUCAUACUGAUGCCAUGUUUAACCACGGUGAUUUUCCGCGAGGUGAUGCCAAGCUGAUGAAGCUGUUCUCCAAGAUCAUAAGGUCUCUCUAUGACCAGGAUGUGCUUGCAGAAGACACCAUUCCUCACUGGUUCCGCAAAGGAACAAACCCUAAGGGCAGUAAUAAACCGUAGUAUUCUUUUUCUGGUUUGAACAUUUUGUUUGUGUGUAUCGAUCAUCUUAAUGCAUUGAAAAUUGGUACGGGCAAACAUUUGUCAAGGCCCUGGAACCCUUUGUGAACUGGCUGGAAGAAGCAGAAGAGGAGGAAUAAGUUGGACCUUGUUCCCCUGGUUUUAUUUACUUGUAUCAAUUGCUGAGGUGUCCUUUGGCAUAAGAUAUCUCAAGAUCUUUGACAUUUGGUGUGACAUUGUGAUGUGAACAAAUCAUUGGUGGGAUUUUCACCUGCAAUAAUCAAUUGGUUUAUGCUAU
Rubroshorea leprosula is the source of this 869-nucleotide messenger RNA. Lineage: Eukaryota; Viridiplantae; Streptophyta; Magnoliopsida; Malvales; Dipterocarpaceae. The record is from the annotation of a GenBank genome assembly.